CUGGAGAACGCGCGGAUCUGUAGAACGCGCGCUGGUUUCUGCCACCGCAAUCAAAAGUUUGGCGGCAGCUGAAGCUGUCGGCUGCGUUGCGUUUCAUUUGGCCGUGCGGAGAACCGUGUGGCGGCCGCCGUGCGAAGUGCCGGGCCCCGCCGCGAUGUUACAGAACCAGAAGCUUCACAGCUUCAGCGCGACGUUCAGCACGGUGGAUGUUCGGUGGAGUGUGGACGGCGCUGCCGGGAAGCAUGGCAGUCCUAUCCUCAUUCAGCCUGGCUUCCUGCGAAACGGAGGCGCGGCGUGGGAUGUGGAAUCCCUGGCGAGGCAGAACGAGGGCCUGCGGGGGCAGCUGCACGAGCUGGAGCAGACCUGCAGCGCCCUCCGCGAGGAGAACGCCUUGCUGCGCAAGAGCAGCAGCGUGGACACCGAGGACAAGGUCCGGCGGCUCAAGAGGAAGAACGCGGAGCUGGUGGCCAUUGCCAAGCGGCUCGAGGAGAGGGCCAAGAAACUGCAGGAGGCCAACAUGAGGGUGGCCACGACGCCGGCGCCACUCAAGCUGCAGGCGGUGGAGCAGUACCGCAAGGCGUUCGCACGGCAGCGAGCGCGGGACCUGGGCAGCCAGGCGGCGGCGCUGCUCUCCAAGGACAAGCAGGUGGACGCCCUGCAGAGGGAGGUGUACCGCCUGCGACACCUGCUGCACCUGCUUGCUCCCGAGGGGCUUGUGGAGCCGGAGAGCGACACGGAGCGGCUGCUCGUGGCCUCGCAGAAGGAGGUGCUACGUCUGCAGCGCCAGCUCUCCGUGGCGACGGGCAAGCGGCCGCCAUCGCUGCCCUCGCCGGACAAGGGGCGGCAAAUUUCCGGCGCCAGCCAGCCAGCCCUGAGAGCCCCCCCGGAGCGCCUGCGAGCUGUCGAGGAGUCCAACCGCUCGCUCAAGGCCGAGGUCAAGAAGCUCAAGCAGGAGGUGCAGCGCUCCAAGCGCCUGGAGGGCGAGCUGAGCAAAAAGAGGAAGGAGGCCGAAGUUUUGGAACAGGACGUCAAGAAGCGGAAGCGCCGAUGCCAAGACCUGGAGUGCGAGCUGAAGGAGCGGCAUCAGGAGAACGUGCGGCUCGGCAAGGAAACAGCCCGGCUCCAGCACCGCACCCAGCAGCAUGAGAGGGAGAAGACCGAGUGGCAGGAGCGAGUGAAGGCUGCAGAGGCAGAGAAGGGCUACCUGACAGAGGAAAACCACCAGUUGCGUGCCAAACUGGACAGGUUUGAAAAGGCACAAGCUGAAACGAACAAAGACCACGAUGACGUUGUGCAGGUCCUGGAGGCGAAGGUGCACGAUCUGGAGGAGUGGUGCCGCACGCACGUGCACCACCAGUUCGGGCAGCUCACCCACGAGCUGGAGCGAUUCGGCCUGCACAAGGCCCACGGCGACGCGGUGAACGGCGGAGCCUCCAGGCCCCCCGAGACGCAGCCGCAGCUGCAUGCGGCGACUCGCGGGGGCCCCGAGGCAACCGGGCCGCCGACGGAACCAUCUAUGACCGCGGAGGCCGGCGCCGGGCGUCAUGAGCUCACGGGAGCUGCUGCUGUGGCCGCUGCCUGGUCCUCGCCGGGUCCCCUGGAGAGGAUGGACGGGACGGCCUGCGUGGCUCACGUGGCUCACGUGGCUCACGUGGCCCCACUGCCUGCCGGUGGAGAGGCAGCCAGCGGUGGCGCGUCGUGUCCACAGGAUCAGCCCACCCACAUCGUCGCUGAGCAGCCACCCAGACUGAGAGGUCGGCUCCAGCAUGGCAGCCUCUCUCGUUCCUUCUCCAUGGAGGUGGACACGGCAAGUGAGGUGGACGACUUGGACACGGACCACGUCUCGCCCAUCAGUAGCCUGGCCGCGCGGGGAAAGAGCAAACUGCAGGUGUUCAUAGCGCGGUACAGCUAUAACCCCUUCGAGGGCCCCAAUGAGAACCCGGAGGCUGAGCUGCCGCUGGCGGCCGGAGAAUAUGUGUACGUGUACGGCGACAUGGACGAGGAUGGCUUCUACGAGGGAGAGCUGAUGGACGGCAGGAGAGGCCUCGUCCCCUCAAACUUCAUCGAGCGCAUCUCCGACGAGGACUUGGUGGCGUUCCACCAGAUGGAGGGCGAGCAUUCAUUGUCGCAGCAGCAACACCUCCACCAUGUCCACCACCAUCACCACUCGUGCCCCGACCGUGACCGAACCCGUCCCGCCUCAGCCUGCAGCGUCUGCUGGGAAGGACAGUGCUGUCCCGGCCAGUGCCCCAACCCCUGCCAGAACAAGUGCCGGGCCGAGGUGCCAGCGCCACCGUGCGCGUGCCCGGCGCCACCGUGCGGCACCGACGGCGUUAGUUGUAAGUGCGGCCGCUCGAGCGAGACUCCACACCGCUGCUGUGGCGCGCCGUACGGUUGCAACGUCGGUCAAUCACUGCCGCGGCUCGGUACUCCCAACUGCACGGAGGACAUCGACGCGGAAGAAGCACCGCCUCUGCAGGACGACCCGCGCGUCCGUCACCCGCGCGGCAUCGCCCUCAUCAAGCAGCUGGCCAAGAGCGUGAUCAUCAGCUGGGAGCCGCCGCCGCUGCUACCGCCGCCGGCUCGCACUUCCGCGUCGUCGUCGCCGUCCCUCUCCACUUCCUCGUCCUCCUCCGCCUCCUUCUCCGCCGCGGCACCCACGAGCUACAACGUGCUGGUGGACGACGAGCUGCGGAUGAACGUACGCGCCAGCGCCAAGCCCAAGGCACUGGUGGAGAAGCUGGAGCUUUCGGCGCGCUCGUAUCGCGUGUCCGUGCAGGGCGUGACGGCCCGGGGCCUCUCGGACCCGGCGCUCUGCAGCCUCCUGGUGGGCGCAGGCGCCACGCCGGCCCCGCGCCAGCUGGCGGUCCGCGACAUGACGCCCUCGUCGGCCGUGCUCACGUGGCUGCCCAGCAGCAGCAGCCACGCGCACAUGGUGCGCGCUAACGGGGAGGAGCGCGGCGAGGUGGCGGCGGGCGUGCGCGCGUUCACGCUGCUCGGCCUGGAACCCGACCGGCACUACCGCGUCGUGGUGGAGGCGCGGCCGCAGCGGUCGCACUGGGAGCCGAGCCCCGAGGAGAGGCGGCGCAGGGAGGCGAGCAUCGCGUUCAGGACGCCACCCGCAGGUUUGCCAGACGCGCCACUUCACGUGCAGGUGGAGGCCGGACAGAGCACGGGGACGCUGCUCGUCUCGUGGCUCCCCGUCACCAUCGACGCCAUGGGCUCCUCCAACGGCUCCUGCGUCACCGGUUACGCCAUCUUUGCCGAUGGAGCCAAGGUGCUGGAGGUGGCGUGCCCGACGGCGGGCAGCGCCGUGCUCGACUCGUCGCUCUGCGAGGGCAGCUCCUCGCUCACGGUGCGCACGCUGUCUCCGCGCGGCAGCUCCCCGCACUCGCUCGCCGCCCGCCUCCUCCACCUCCCGCCACCGCCAGACCCGACGGGGAGCCCCGAGGGACCCUCGCCGCCUCCGCCGCCGUCGCCCGUCGCCGGGGCCCACGCCGGCGCGGAUGGCAGCGGCACGCCCACGAGACGGGCGCGCUCGGUCAGCAAGCUCAAGAUGUGCAACCACGCGGCCGGGUGGGGCAGCCCGUCCCGUGCGGAGCCGAUGGCCGCAGUAGGGGAGGCGUGGUACCACCCCGCCACUGACUCCUCGGGCCAGACUUUGACGGACGAGGCUCGCUUGAGAGCCACGGAAAUCCCCUGCGACACAGGGUCGAUGGGAGACGUCCCAGACACUCUCGCCACGGUGCAGCUGUGUGCUGCCGGAUCGCCGGCGAGGGCCGACGCCACCCCCUCGCCCAUAGUGCCAGCCGUCCGGUUCGCGGAGCCGCCCCGGCUGCUCAACUCGGAGGUGGUGGGGUUUGUGCCACCGGCAGACGGAGAGAGCGAUUGCGCCGAGGCGUCGCAGGCCAAGUCGGAGGAGGAGCACGGCUCCACGCAGCCCUUGUGCAGCUCCAUGGAGGAGUUUCUUCGGGAGAUGGAGCAGGACCGACUGAUACCGCCGCCUCGGUUGGAGGGCUACCAGACGGAGAGCAGCCGUGGCUCGGAGCUCUCCGACAUCCUGGAGGAGGACGAGGAGGACCUGAUGUCCGAGUCGGUGAAGCGCAGUGAGGCUCAGCGCCGACGUCUCAACUACCCGCUCAGGGAGGUGGGAGAGGGCUGCGACACGGACAGCGACGAGGAGAGCCUGGAGGCCGUGCUGGAACUGCCACUGCAGAAGCAAUGCAGCAAAAAGCUUUUCAGCAUCCCGGAGCUCACGGAGGAGGAGGAGGAGGAUGACGAGGAGGAGGAUGACGAUGAGAAGGAGGAGGACGAGGAAUCUGAGAGGGGCCUGAGGGAUGCAUUUGAGGAGUUAGCUGCUCCUCAUGUCCCCCUUACUCCUGGUCGGAAACUCUGGCAGAAAUACGACUGUCCCGGGAGAGUCAAAUGUGGGAGUCCUGGGUGUUCAGGCCAAGUCCCCAGAGAAAGCCCCAAGCAUUCCAGCAGAGUCAGAAAAUCGAGCCCUGAGCUGCUUGGCAUAGUCGCCCGGGAAAGCCCAAAGAAUUCCUUCAGCAUCGCCCACGAGAGCCGGGAGGUGUGGCCAGGGCUGGAGAAGAUGGGCUGCACGGUGCAGAGAGACAGGUUCCUAAGACGCAGCCGCUUUGCACAGAAGCAGGCCGAGGCCGCGGUGGCGGAACGGGGCCACGCGGACGCCUUCACGGAGGACGUUCCCCUCGACAACGUUCCAGCGCUUCAAGGCCGAGAAGGGGCAGCGGCGACGCAGGCCGACCUGUGCCGCACUCCGAGCGACGGGGGCAAGCGGUCACACGAGCACAAUCGGCGCAGCCCCAAGGCCAGGCCUCGAGCGGCGGAAUGCCGCCACCCCACCAACGAUGGGACGUCUGACGGGGAGAAGGAGCGGCCCGUGGCCCGCCGGCACGUCGAGGAGACGCACGGGAGGCCGGUGGCCGCGGCCGCCGCCUGGCGCAGUAGAAAGCGAGGGCUCACUCGGCAGAGCACGGUGGAAGAGGACUUCUCGGACACGGAGCGCGGAUCCGAGAUGGCCGGAGGGGACAGCAGUAGUGGCGGUGGCGGGCGUGGCGGCGGCAGCAGCAGCAGCACGGGAGACGCGAGUGCAACCGCGCUACCGGCGAGCCGGGCGGACCCUCGUGAGCGGGAGCGCAGUAGUGCCGCAAGGACUCGAGCCGUCGUGGCCUUUCGGCAGGAGCAGCCAAAGCACGGAGACACGGCUCCCAGCGGCGAUGCGCCGAGCGUCGCCCAAUCGGCGCCCGGUGGAGAUGCAGCCAAACCCGGCAACGCCUGCCCUUCUGCUGAUGCAGGGGUCCCCUGGACAAACCCCGGCGGCGCCGCGGAGAGAGGCCCCCAGGAGGGUGUCGUGCCCGUGAGAAUCUUCGUCGCGCUCUUCGACUACGAUCCCAUGUCCAUGUCGCCCAACCCGGACGCUGCCGACGAGGAGCUGCCCUUCCGGGAGGGCCAGGUCAUCAAGGUGUACGGGGACAAGGACGGUGACGGCUUCUACCUGGGGGAGGCAGGCGGCCAGCGUGGCUUCGUGCCCUGCAACAUGGUGUCCGAGCUGCAGGUGGAGGAGCAGGCCGUGCUGCAGGAGAUCCUGAGGCGCGGGUUCCUGCCGCCCGAUGCGCCGCUCGACCAGAUAGUCGCGUUAGAGUCAACUUGGGAGGAAAAAGAUCGAGAAGGGCUGGACGGGCGAGGCUGCUGGCAGGCGGGGGUCACCGCUCGCCGCAUGAUCGCCCUGUUCGACUACGACCCCCGGGAGAGCUCGCCCAACGUCGACAUCGAGGCCGAGCUGAGCUUCACCGCUGGGGACAUCAUCGCCAUCUAUGGAGACAUGGAUGAAGAUGGAUUCUACUUUGGAGAACUGAACAGCCAGACUGGUCUCGUACCCUCCAACUUCCUGGAGGAGGUGCCAGGAGACUUGGAGGUAGCACUGUCCAUUCCUGAUGAGAGAGAGGCUGACAACGAACAGCAGGCGGAGAAAGCGGCAGAAGAGGCAAUGCAAGACGAGAGCCGAGCGGGCGAUCACGAGGACGCGCCGCUCGACGGCAAGGCGGCGUGCGCGGCCGAGGCCGCCCGGCCUCCGGCGGCGCCGCAGCCGCCGAAGGCCGAGGGACCACCGGCCGAGGGACCACCGGCUGAGGGAGCGGCGGCGGCGGCGGCAGCAGGGGGGGGUGGGGGUCGCAGUGACGAGGAGGCGAGCGCGGAAAAAGCGUCCGCCCUGCUGUCAUCGCCGGCCACGUCCGGCGGCGGGUCCCCUAAAACGCACGGCUCCUCCUCCAGCCCCGCCAGCAGCCUGGAGGGCUCGCCGCGCAAGAAGAAAGGGCUUCUUCUCCAAGGGCAAGUACCUCCUGAAGAAGCUGGGACCCAGCAAGAAGCAGUGAGCACGCGGCUUGCAGAUGCCACCGAGGGCCCAGUUGGUGAACGGUGGCACGGCUUCUCCAUGCUGCUCCGGGUUUGUAUUCGACGCCGCGCGGUGCCCUACGAUGGGACCUUGUCGACCACCAGUACGUGCACUUUCCUCUGUCAAUCCAUUGGCUGGAUGACGGCGUCCCAAGGUCGUGCGGGUCGUGCGGGUCGUGGGGGUUAUUUUAUGAUGCUCUGCCACCUGGGUCAGAGGAGGUUGGUAUAGGCUGGGGGUAUAGGUGGUUGGAGCAUAGAAUAACAGUCCAACAAUGUAUUUUACUGCAAUGUUCCUUGCUGCCCAAAAUGUAGCCCUUCAGCUGCAGUAAAUCAAAUUGAAAUAUAAAGAGAUGUUUUAAUGAAUCAAACUUUCAUGCGAUUAUUAUCUUGUAACGCGACAAAGAUCUAAAUUGUGUUAUGAAAGAAAAACAAAGACGAGCCAAUUCGCGUGUUAUUUUACUCUGGCCAAAAGAGAGAAAGCAAAUGUUUUUUUGAAAUGGUUCGAUCCUCGCCAAACACGACAUUGAGCCCAGCCACGCUUAGAAGAGCAAGAAAACUCCUGGUUCAACAGUUGGAGUAGUCGUGUUGAUGGUGACACAACACGUGGAGACGACUGCUAGUGUGAUGGGUUUUCUUCUAAAACUCAUGGAUUUUCUCACUGAAGUUGGUGAUUUUAUUUUCACCCUGACACACGCACUCCACCCGCAGUGUUAAUGGUGAGAUGGUGCCAUUGCAACUUGGAACAAACUGUCGGCAAUUCCCUUUGCAUGGCAGUAUCGCAAAAAUGACAAGACAGUAAAAUGAAUCGGCACCUGAAAUGAUUGCUGAAAAAUCUAACCUGCUUAGAACUUUCACCAAACAGAUGCCCUCCGGCCACUGCCAAGUGGCCUCCCAACAAUGAUCAUUCCUCGCCAACAUAGCAGGGCUCUUAACAGUUUACAAGAGUAAAACAAAAAUAACGUGAGAAUCUUGUUGAAAUUCACUCGGGGCAAAAACAAACACGGCAAGGUAAACGUCUUGGCUGCUCAGCCACUUCACCAGGACUCUGCUGAGCUGCACUGAUGACGAUGGCGAUGACGAUGACUGACUUAAUUCCCAGUGGGAAUUCUAUUCUUUCCCCAACGCCUCCUCCAGCCACCACUGUUUUAAGUCGUGGUCCUUCGUGGACCGUUGUCUCUCAGUGCAGGUGGACUCCAGCCAGAGGAGCAUUUGUUCAAGGCUGGACACCGUCUGAAAUGGACUUUCGCCGUCGCCCAACGGCACAGGAGACGGUCGUGGACCUCGCCAACAAAACGCAUUGGUGUUUGUUUUGUGCAUUCUAAUGUGGUGGGCUGAUGGGCCAUCGGCAGACAGCCACCGUCACGGUCCUCACGCUUUGUUGAAGGCCUGGAGCUUUAAAAGGGUGUAUCAAACAGUGCCGAAUCAUCGGAUGUGAAACGUAUCAGCACGCCGUGUUUUUUUGCCACUUGUUGCUGUCACCGCACCGAAGUGGAUGAGAUUGGGAGUGGAAUAUGGCGCUCUCACGUUGUCAUCACUCGCAAUGGUUCUGCGAUAAAUAUACUCACAAUGGUGCUCUCCACAUUGGCACCACACUGCACUAUGGAGCAUUCCUUUUCAUUAUGUUUAUAAUUUAAAUAACACCGCAUUAUAUCAUAAGCUGUAUAUAGAGUCGGGGUUGCGAAAUGCGACUAAAGUACCCAGAAGGGAAUAUACCAGGAGGCAAAGCGUUGCGUUUUUGGUAGCCGUAGAAGUUGUAACAUGUAUUAUUUAUUUAAUUCAAGGACGUUGUCAGAGCUGGUCUGCAGGGAAGUGGUCACAACCCAGAUCCACGAUUGCUGAGAGUUGUGAAGAGCAGGACAGAUUGUCAAUGCCGGAAGAUGCCUCAGAGAUGUGUAUCCAUGUGCAGCGCAUUGUCAGACCACUGCUGGGUGAGAACCUCCGGCCCAUGUGCAAAGGGCUCUGGAUAUCUGCUGCACCGCCCUCUGUUGCCCCCCACGUCGACCAUAAUUGCUACCCAUGCAAACAUUAUCCAGAUUAAAAUACCCUGCUUAGCUUGCGAAGGUCUGGGCACAUUGCGGAUGAUUUAGAAAUACUGUAUAGAAGGUCUGGGCACAUUGCGGAUGAUUUAGACAUACUGUAUAGACCUCAGACAUGGAAUUUACUGAAAGGAGCAAGCAACUCUGUCAUUUGCUAUGGGACAACUUGCUCAAGGAUAGGCCCUUACACAUCCAUAAUGGGGGUGUCCCAUGAUAUUCCCCUUAUAUGCCAAUCAGGCGUGGAAGGCUGCAUCCAUUCCUUGAUUAAAGUUGAUUCCAACUUGAUUAACGUAAGAAUAAACAAUUGACAAUGUAUUUUAAAGUAUCUGCUAAUGGUUCAGUUAGGUUCAUGGGUGGACAAACAAAACUGUACGCGACAGAAAAAAAACCCAGCAAAGAGGAUGAACAUGGAGGUAGAAAUAUGCAGAGGUUAAUUGAUUUCUAAUCGAAUCGCGACCCUGAAUUGUAACAAUUCAUCAACUCACUCAAGGAGCGAAUCGUAACAUACCUACCGCCUGUGAUGGGAAUAUCUGUGCGAUGACGGGUGUCUGACACAAACACGCAUUGUUUUCUUCAUCCGUGGAGAGGGACCAGACCUUCAGCACGAUGGCCACCAUUCUGCUUGCUAUUGUGAAGAGUGGUGGCGGAGCUAUUGAGUGUGCAGGCAGUGCAACUGCACCAGGGCCCACGGGCUUCAGGAGAGCCGAGGCAUCGGGCUCCAGAGAGGAGGCAAAUUCUAAAAGGGGGGCUCCAUUUUAGUCAUACACCAGGGGGGCCCAUGUCAAUCACACUACACACUACUGGUGAAGGUUUUUUUAAAUUACAUGUCCAUGCAGUCUUCUUCUCGCUCAGAAGGGUGUCCCGCAAACCCGCGACUGACCAAAGUGUAACAAUUAGGUUGCUCGUGAUAACUACUUGCGUGAUCAUACAUUGACAAUUAACAUUGAUCCGUGCGCUCACGAUACACUCGUGCAUAUAAACUAAAAUAUUUGAUUAAUAAAAAAAAAUUCUCAAUUAUAUUUUAAUGUGUUCGCGUGACCCCCUAUAGCCACUAGAUGCGCUAAAUUCAUAUCUUAAAAUAAAAUUGUUACAUGUCUAUUCGGUGGUGGAUAAGAUAAUGGGGGAAAUGGGUCGGUUGGUCAGAAAUGAAGACCGCACAGUGUAGAUUGAUUCACGCAAACGUAACUCCUCUACCCUACUCAGCCCUUGAAGAGAUGCAGUGCUGCACGGCUUGUGCUCAUAGUUUACAGUGCACCGAUGCAUCAUCGAUCGCUUCUUCUUUAUAGAGAGGGGCGCUUGUGUUUUUUCCCGCACGCUGGACCUGGAAUGUGGAAGGAUUUGAACUCGGGGGUCCUCUCAAGCCUGGCAAAGGCACUCGGUCAUUGAGCCAUAACUGCCACCGCCGCUGCACUUACACACAUCGAUGGCGGUUCCAAUCCCUGUACCAGUCAUGACUGUAACUGCGUUAUUGAUAUGUACCAAACUGUUCCCGCUUGUAGUUGUCUUUGUCUCUGCUGCGCAGAUAUUAACACAGCACAGUGAUGACACAGAGAUGGGAAUCAUCCCCUGCUGCAUGUCAGCAGACAAUCUGUGGUGGUUCCCAUCUCCGUACAAGGUCAUGACUAUAACUGCGUUGUUAUCCCGGUGGGUACUGCAGUUUACUUGGUUCCUGCGGCAGAGGUAGAUGGGGGGGGUGACUCCCAAGAGCACAGCAUUGAUGUCUAUCUAUUGCUGAAUACUUUGUGUGCUUGUAGCGAUGUAGAGGCUGGGUAGCGAGGCUCUUGUGUAAAGGUCCCCCAGCGCUGCUCCGUACGCACGGGUGAGCACACUUAUUAACAGGGUUCGCAUCUGCUGGCAACCGCGGCGGCGUGCUCUCGCUUUGGUUGUGGCAGUAAGCGCACAUUUUGUGCAUCACAACGGCAUUGCCUUAGUGCGGGGGGGGGGGGGGGGCUGUCUUUGCCUUGGAGGCAUUCCCAGGGGAUGUCGAAGGAAAUAGCCGGUGUUGAAGGAAAAGCUUGCGUCGAAUGUUUAAGGACCGUGGGGAGGGCAGGCCACAGUUCAGUGAGGGUUGCUUAGUGCCAAGCGCUUGCCCCCCCAAAACGGCGAGUCGUGUCCGGCUCCCAAAAGUGCCAAAAUCCCUAAGGGCCCCAGCCGGCUUUUGGGACGUGGGGGCUUUCUCUUGGUAGGAUUGUUUGUAUUAGAGGAUCCUCAGUUUUGUAUUUCUUGCCAUGAGAUAUUGCCAUACAUACGUUCCAGGUGAAGAGAAGUGUCAAGAGAAGAAAGUAUUGUUGUGGCUUUUUUCCAAACGGACAAGUGCUCUCGCUGGGUUGGGGAGUUUGUAGUUUUUGGCAGUGAUGUUUUUGUGGACCUAUUUUAUAAACAAUUGUUGCCAUUUGGCUGAAGUUAAUGCUGAAUUUUAAUUUUGCAAACUCUGUUCACAGUGUAUCUACCGUACGUGGGGUGUAGCGGCAAUUAAGCUCUCAGAGCUGUAGUGACUAAGUCUGGGAUUAGCACCGGUGGUUUGGAAUGAAGCCACAUUGACCGAUAGACAUCAUAGACCACACACCUAAAAAUCGAUAACCGUACAAGUCUGAAAAAUGAAAUUAAUAAGUACAUUCAAUUAGCGACCUAUUGAAAUUAAUGAGCCGUUCAAGUGCCAUUAUGUCAAGAGAGAUUAUUUUCAAAAAAAAGUUACGUUUUGAGAGUUGCGUUUUUUUUUCCACAAUAUUUUCAGAUCGAGUACAAUUGUUGUAAGUGUUUUUUUUUACAUGGCGUGUGCGUGCGUGAGUAAUUUGUAACGUGUUUGUGUAAAUUUUCGUGUUCAGGCAGCGUGUUUUAUUGCUGUGUGCCCUUUGUGAGUUCUCAGUGUAACUGACAAUGGGUCGCACAGCUGGAAGUUGCAGUAGUCUCCAUGUACAUACACUGCACCCAUUUGACUGCUUUGAGCCAAAAUAAAGUUUUACAUUUAUUU
Messenger RNA from Lethenteron reissneri (Far Eastern brook lamprey), 11421 nucleotides. RefSeq names its product peripheral-type benzodiazepine receptor-associated protein 1-like. Gene Ontology annotation, biological process: neuromuscular synaptic transmission. The record is from RefSeq and is a predicted model, not a curated record. Gene Ontology annotation, molecular function: protein binding. Lineage: Eukaryota; Metazoa; Chordata; Hyperoartia; Petromyzontiformes; Petromyzontidae.